GCCGGUCACAAGUGUAUGGAGGUCGAGGGCCAGUGCGUGGGCCGGGGCAUGGCAGCCCAGCACGUCCCUGCCUGGCCCGCGCCCGCCACUCAACCCGCGACCUGCGUGCCAGGAGGACCACACCGUGUCUCUCCGCGCCGCCCCUGCAUCUCCCUCGUUCCCUCCCGCUCCCGUGACAGCGCCGUCAUGAGGGGGUCAGCGGGUCUUCUCUUCCUAGCGGCUCUCGUGGCUGUCUCCGCCGCCGCCACAUAUAACAGAGCCCUGACGUCUUCCACGCGUGCGGCGGUGAGCGAGGACAAGCUCUUCUUCAGCUUCGUGGGCGUCCCCUCACCCAGACGAGCCGGCGCGCAGGUCCUCCUCUCCAUCGCCUUCCCGGGCCACAGCCGCUUCGUGAUGUCCCUGGACCGGAGGCUGGGGCAGGUGACUCUGGACGCCUUGACCAACGGCGUGAAGGACACCCGGCGGAUCGCGGCCCCGGACGUGACGGGGCGCAAUACGCUGGAGUCCCUGCUGCUGGAGGUGGACCAGGAGGAGCGGCGCGCCACCGUGUACAUCAACUGCCGCCUGCAAGGCUCCGUCAGCGUGCCGUGGACUCCCGGAGAGAUGGCAAACGACGGGGGCGAGGACUUGCGUGUGUACCAUGACCGCCACGCAGAGGUCACCCUGGACUGGCAGGCGUCAUUGCUGGAGCUGCUGCAGAAGCUGGGCUGCCCCGACGACGACGGCGGCGACCACGACGCCCACCCCGUGCAGGCCCAGGCGAACGAGGUGUACACGUACCGCAGAGCGGUGAGGUGUCAGAACCUCCAGUACGGGGAACCCUGUCCCACUUUCACGCAGCCCAUCGCCCCUCCCGACCGAGGAGACAUCCCGAUCAUUCACGGCGACGAGAGCAGCACCAAGCUCAUCAAGACUAUCACGGAGCUGAUCGAGACCAUCAAGGAGCUGCAGACCGAGAUCCAGACGCAGAGGGAGGAGACGGCCCUGCUGCGCGACGCUCUGCUCAACUGCGAGGCCUGCAAACCGGAGGUGGACCCCUGCUCGCCUAACCCUUGCUUCCCCGGCGUGGACUGUUACCGGGGGCCCGAGGGCGCGCGAUGUGGGGCGUGUCCCAGGAACUACGUGGGCGACGGAUACAGUUGCGUCCCCGGCACCACCUGCGCCGACCAGCCCUGUGCCCGAGGCGUGCGCUGCGUCGACAUGGUUGAUGGCUACCGGUGCGGCCCGUGCCCCAUCGGCCAGACGGGGGACGGACGCACCUGCACCUAUGUGAACGCGUGCGACCCCAACCCUUGCUACCCGGGCGUCCAGUGCGGCAACAUCAACAGCGAGCCUUUCUUCCGCUGCGGCCCCUGCCCCCCAGGCCUCACUGGCAACGGGGAGAAGUGCGACGACAUUGAUGAGUGUGACCUGGCGGGGCCGUGUGACCCGCGUGUGAGGUGCACCAAUUUGUCGCCUGGAUUCAGGUGCGAGGGCUGCCCGCCGGGCUUCACGGGCUCUAUGGGUCUGCAGGGCAUCGGCAUAGACUUUGCUCGCCAGAAUCGACAGCGCUGCUACGACCUCGACGAGUGUAACGACGGCAGGAACGGCGGCUGCGUCGACAACUCCCAGUGUAUCAAUACUGAGGGUUCAUACUACUGCGGCCAGUGCAGGGCAGGUUUCGUGGGCAACCAGACGUCCGGCUGCCGCAACGGGACUGGCCUGUGCCCCGACGGCAGGCAGUGUGACGUCAACGCGGACUGUGUGAAGCCGUUCGGCCUCGACAGGUACACGUGCAAGUGUAAGGUUGGGUGGGCCGGCGACGGCCAGACUUGCGGCCCCGAUCGUGACCUGGACGGAUGGCCAGACUUCGACCUGGGCUGCAGCGAUCGUCGGUGCCGCCAGGACAACUGCGUCAUCACCCCCAACUCCGGCCAGGAAGACUCCGACGGGGAUAACAUUGGCGACGCCUGCGACGACGACGCAGACAACGACGGCAUCCCCAACAGCCCGGACAACUGCCCGCUGGUGUCUAACCCCGACCAAUCCGACACCGACCCGGACGGCGCGGACAAGCAGGGCGACGCGUGUGACAACUGCCCGACCAUCCCCAACCUGGACCAAGAGGACAACGACAAGGACGGGAUCGGCGACGCCUGCGAUCCCGACAUUGAUAACGAUGGCAUCCUCAACAGGAAAGACAACUGCCCCCACACCCCCAACCCUGACCAGGCGGACACUGAUAGGGACGGCCUGGGCGACGCCUGUGACAACUGCCCCAAAGUCAGAAACCCCCUGCAGGAGGACAGCGACAAGGAUCUGGUGGGCGACGCCUGUGACAGCAACGAUGACUAUGAUAAGGACGGCGUCCAGAACAACCUCGACAACUGCCCGGACGUGAUCAACAGCGACCAACACGACUCAGACGAUGACGGCCUCGGCGACGAGUGUGAUCCCGACGCGGACAACGACGGGAUCCCCAACCAGAUCGACAACUGCCACCUCGUCUAUAACCCCGACCAGCGUGACUCCAACAACAACGGGCAGGGCGAUGCGUGUGACGGGGACGCCGACAUGGACAAGGUGCAGGACUUCCUUGAUAACUGCCCCAACAACUCCAAGAUCUACGCCACGGACUUCAGGACCUACCAGACGGUGGUGUUGGAUCCUGAAGGCGACUCCCAGAUCGACCCCAACUGGGUGAUCUACAACAAGGGCGCCGAGAUUGUCCAGACGAUGAACUCCGACCCUGGGCUGGCCGUGGGUUUCCACAGGUUUGGCGGAGUGGACUUCGAGGGAACCUUCUUCGUGGACACUGAGAUCGAUGAUGACUACGUAGGAUUCAUAUUUAGUUACCAGGACAACUCUCGCUUCUACACCGUGAUGUGGAAGAAGAACACGCAGACGUACUGGCAAGCGACUCCCUUCCGCGCCGUGGCCGAGCCUGGCAUCCAACUGAAGCUGGUCAACUCCUCCACCGGGCCCGGCCAGAUGAUGAGGAACUCUCUCUGGCACACGGGCGAUACUGAGAACCAGGUUAAGCUACUGUGGAAGGACCCCCGCAACGUCGGCUGGAAGGAGAAGACCGCCUACCGCUGGCUGCUGCUCCACCGCCCCAAGAUCGGUCUCAUCCGCCUCCGUAUCUUCGAGGGCGAGACUAUGGUGGCUGACUCCGGCAACAUCUUCGACGACCAUCUCAAGGGCGGCCGUCUUGGGGUCUUCUGCUUCUCUCAAGAAAUGAUCAUUUGGUCUGACCUUGUGUACCGCUGCAACGACCAUGUUCCCGAGGCCAUCUACAACCAGCUGUCGCCCGAGAAGCGGCGCCUCGUCUACAUUGACGUGAGCCGCCCCGUGCCCAACGGCUUGUAGGACUCCGGCACCGACGAGGACACAGCCUGGCCGCCCUGUGCAAACAUUCUGAAAGUCCACAAGCUUUUAGGGUUUUUAUUUGUGUUAAUUUUUACAUCAUAAUUCAAAAUGUAUCGUUAACUCUUUAGUAUGUAUAUUUGAAAGUUUAUCGAGUGUGUCACAAAAUUGGGCCAGUUUUCAAGAGCAGUCAUCAUGUCUAGCACAGUGCUGGUGAAUCAGUGCCAGACGCGUCCUCAUGACGGGUGCUUAGCUUUCCUGAACACCGCUUUCUUUUAGGGUGGAAAUGUUUGACAGUGGAGGCGAGGAUAGGUCAGAACAUAAUGUACUGAGUAGGUACUGAGGGGAGCUACCUCAGAUGACUUUGCUGUUACACACGAGCUCGAGUUGGCGUAGGGAUGACCUGUUCUGAGGGGCGACACAAAGUUCCGUGACUUAAAGGACUUUUCUUCUUUCAAUUUUUUUCGUUUUCCGCCAGCAACAAGUGCACAAUUGGAGUCCGGGUUCACCAGCUUUAUAGCUUAAUAAGGCCAUGAUGAAGGCAGAGAUGCGGGCUGGUAUUCAUUAGUCCUGUCUGUCCACUUGCUGAUAGUUACCAUAAGCCGCCAGUGAAAGCGGAGCAGCGAUCAGCACUACAGCUCGCUUGUAAUAAACCUUUUCGCCACUGGCUUCACCAUAUGAGAGCUACAGUUGAUAAGAUGACAUAAUAUCCCUACACUUUAUCUGAUUACCGGACUUUCUCGUGCAUUUGCUGUUUUCUUUUCGGCUUCAACCAAUGAUUAGUUCCUAAGGUGACUCCAGGACCUUUCCACACCUGUUCACUGACAUCAUUACGAGGACCCUUGCUCGCUGCCCCCGCCGGCCUGUCGAGUCCAAAUUCUCCAUGGUCUGUAGCAAGGUCUAGAGAUCCUGGUCUGUAGAUCCUGCGGCCAGAGUGGUUUAAGUCGUAAAUUGGACGACACGCUAUACAUAGUAGUGGUGGUAGAUUAUAUUAUUGGUACAUUAUUAUUGUUAUUAUUAUUAUUAUUAUUAUUAUUAUUAUUGUUAUUAUUAUUAUUAUUAUUAUUAUUAUUAUUAUUAUUAUUAUUAUUAUUAUUAUUAUUAUUAUUAUUAUUAUUAUUAUUAUUAUUAUUAUUAUUAUUAUUAUUAUUAUUAUCAUUAUUACAAUUAUUAUUAUUAUUUAAAUUACUAUUGUAUUAUCAUUAUCAUCAUUAUCAUUAUAAGUUUUAUCAGUAAUAUUUUUUUUUCCAAUGUCAUGACAAGCUAAAUCCCAAGUUAUCAGGAAGAGUUAUUGACUAUCUUUGUACAUAUUCUUUCCCCUAAGGUACGUAGUAACGUUAACAAAGUUCACUGGGUAGCGGCGCCCAGGACAGGCCACGAGCCGGCUGGCGGCGCACAAGGAAAAAGUUUGCUGUUUUCACUGUGGCUGGUUUUAUAGUUUUUUUUCUUUUUUUUAAUAAAUAAAGAAUGAACAUAUGUUACAAAAUAAGUUAAGUUUUAUCUUAGCGUAGCUUUUAGUUUCGACUUACAUAAGUAUAUAUAUGAAUGGCUUUUUGAUAUCUUCUUUAGAUGAUUAAAUUUUACUUUCAAUUAUUCUUUAAUCAGCGCUAUUUACAUUAUGCAGAGUAACAGUGCCGGUGCUUGAAGUGACGUGUUCCUUUUCCUAUCACCUUCUCUAUGACGUCCGAAUACAAUACUCAUUUUUAUAAUUAACAAUCAACAGUGACCAGUACACGGCACACCAAGGAAGUGUAUUAACCUUACCGGCGGCUGCUGACCACGGUAGCGUCACGUUCUUCUCAUCCUUUACUUGAAUGUCGUUUAUCAUAACUUCCAUUCUCCAUUAUCGAAAAAUAUUUCAAUAAAAAUUGUAUAAAAA
Messenger RNA from Eriocheir sinensis (Chinese mitten crab), 5224 nucleotides. RefSeq names its product cartilage oligomeric matrix protein-like (gene Tsp). Gene Ontology annotation, molecular function: calcium ion binding. Gene Ontology annotation, cellular component: extracellular region. Gene Ontology annotation, biological process: cell adhesion. The coding region runs from base 16 to 3348 and encodes 1110 amino acids. The transcript is spliced from 21 exons. Lineage: Eukaryota; Metazoa; Arthropoda; Malacostraca; Decapoda; Varunidae. The record is from RefSeq and is a predicted model, not a curated record.